Molecule: messenger RNA, 1398 nt
Organism: Acanthamoeba castellanii str. Neff
Lineage: Eukaryota; Discosea; Longamoebia; Acanthamoebidae
Exons: 7
Coding region: 1-1398 (465 amino acids)
Source: RefSeq, a predicted model, not a curated record
AUGAGAAGAGCAUCAGCGCAAACCUGGCUCGCUUCUGCACGAUCUCAACCACCGCUUUCCCAAAUUUCCACUCGAAUCGGCGCACGAUCUGCUGCGAUCCUCACUGGCGCCGCCGGGUCGUCCAGCCGCUCAGCCAGCCUUCUGAGCACUGUCGCCACUGCCACCCGACCCAAUUUGCAUACGCCCUUCACCACUGCUGCCUCGGCCACUCUUCGCCGCUUGGGGCUGAAUGGGCUCGCGCAGCCGCUGCGGGCGGGCCUCAGAUCCAAGCUGCCAGGCGGCCGACGCAGCUACUCCACCGAGGUCCCGGCCGCGGCCGAGACGGCCAAGGUGGCAGAGACGCCAGCGUCCCUGGACGCCCUGCGCGCCGAGUUCUAUGAGUUCCAGAAGCGGACCCUCAACUGGAACAUCGGAGGCGUUUCGGUGCCCAAGGCGGUGCUGUGGUUGGUGUUCUUCCAGUUCCUGGGUCUGGCCCCGUACAGCUUCGCGCUCGAGCGCAACGAAUCUGUGGUCUUCGUCCGCGAGUACAUGGAGAAGGUGCAGAGCAUGGCCGAAAGCUCGGGCUUGCCCCUGGGCGACGAUCACAACCAGCACAUGCCCAGUUUCACCCGCGGCUUGACAGGCUGGGAGCGCACCGCCCUGCACAGCGUGGCUUCCGUGGCCACACUCUCGGUGAUCGCGUUCCUUUGGGCGAGGAGACGCACGAGGCGAAGCUUCAACUCGUUUAUUCUCUCGCGUGCCUUGGGCGAGCCUACGGGCACUUACCCCAUCACCAUGGAGAACGUGGUGCGCAAGGGCGACGCGCUCAAGAUCAAGGGCGAGGGCCUCAAGAGUGUCAGGAGCGAUGUCGUCCGCCUGGCCGGCCUCAAAGCCGUGCAGGCCUCCGUCGGGCUGCUGCUCGCCUCGACCGCCUCCUCCUACGCAUUCACCACCUGGGUGGAUGGCAAGGUAAGGGAUGGGGUUAUCAGGUUCCGCCGCAGCGACGUGCUGCAGGGCGAGACGGCGCUCUCCCUGGUCCUGCUGUUCAACUUCCUCGUCAGCUGGGCCGUGCUGGUCUACCAGCCCUACACCAUCUUCCCCUUCGUCAUCAGCAACGUUCUCAUGUCAUACCUCCGCUUCACGGACAGCACGUACAAGCAUGUCACCCUGCCCAGCAAGGAGACGCCGGUUGUGACCGAGCACAAGGCGGUGGAGGAGGUGGACGGUGGCAAGGAGUACAUCACCUUGACCGAGAAGAAGUCCGGGUCGGGCUGCACCAGGACCGAGACGCGCGUGUUCGUUCCCGACGCCGCCGAAGCCGGCGGCAACGCCCAGCGCACGCUGGACAUCACAACAAAGACCGAAGGCGACGCCGACACCCAGCGCUCGCUGGACACCACGACAAAAACCGACGCCUGA